AUGUCAGACCUGCCCAUCCCCAGCGCAAAAGAUCUCACAAAGCUGUACAUAAACGGCUCAUACGUCCCACCCAAAUCAAACAAAACAUACACCCUGUACAACCCAUCCAACGCCUCGAUCGUCUCAGACCAGAUCCCCAUCGCCGGCCCCGAAGACGUCGACGCCGCCGUCGCCGCAGCAGAAGAGGCAUUCAACGGCCCCUGGAGCGACUUCAGCGGUGCACAGCGCUCAGCAUGUCUGCGGAAACUGGCAGAGCUGCUUGACGAGAAUGACCGGCUGGUUGAGAUCUUGACACUCGAUGCCCUGAGCACAGGGAAUCCUGUGUCGAUUAUUCCAUCGAGGGAGAAGGGGUAUAUUAUGGGGCAGUUAAAUUAUUAUGCCGGCUGGACUGAUAAAUUACGCGGAGACUACUUCCCUGCUGAUGACGGGUUCGUGAAGCUUGUGCGCCACGAACCGCUUGGAGUAUGCGCAGGCAUAAACCCAUUUAACGCGCCCGUCGCGACCUUAAUCAUGAAAGCCGCGCCCUGCCUCGCAACAGGGAACGUCAUGAUCCUGAAACCAUCCGAGCACAGUCCUCUCGGGUCGCUGGCAAUCGCGCCACUAUUCGAAGCGGCCGGCUUUCCAAAGGGCGUGUUUCAGGUCCUCACUGGUGCUGGUGAUACGGGGGCGCUGCUUGCUAGUCAUAUGAGGAUAAGGAAGAUCAGCUUCACGGGAAGUGUUGCGACAGGGAAAAAGAUCCAAGUCGCCGCCGCCCAGAGCAAUCUAAAGCGUGUUACGCUGGAACUAGGGGGUAAAAGCCCUGCUGUGGUGUUCGAGGAUGCAAAUCUGGAGAAUGCACUUACCUGGACGGUAAAUGCGAUCCUCGCACGCUCAGGCCAAGUUUGCGUUGCUGCCUCGCGAGUGUACGUUCAGCGAUCCAUUGCAGACAGAUUCAUAGAGGAAUACAAAGCCCGCAUGAAAGCUGCAGUAGAGAGACUCGGUGACCCCCUGGAUAUGGCGACUACCAUGGGACCCCUGGUCAACAAGGCUGCAUUCGAAAGGGUCACGCAGAUGAUCGAGAGAGGUAAGAAUGAGGCGGAGCUGGUGGUUGGUGGUGUGCGGCAUACGGAGCAGGGGUACUUUAUCGAACCGACAGUCUUUCUGAAUCCCAAGAAGGAUGCGCAGAUUUACAAGAAUGAGAUCUUCGGUCCGGUUUCCAUUAUCAAGACCUUUGAUACCGAGGAUGAGGUUUUGAGUCUUGCUAAUGAUACGGAGUUUGGUUUGAUGUCUGGGGUCUUUACGCGGAAUAUCAACCGUGCAAUGAGAGUAUCAGGCAAGCUGGAAUCGGGCGUCGUGGGUGUUAAUUGCAUCAGCUAUAUGAACGUCCAGGUCCCCUUUGGAGGCAAGAAAUCAUCCGGCAUUGGUAGGGAAUUUGGAGAAUAUGCUCUCCGUGGAUUUACUGAGCCCAAGACUGUUCUCAUUAACAUGAACUCCGAGUAA
Aspergillus puulaauensis is the source of this 1479-nucleotide messenger RNA. RefSeq names its product aldehyde dehydrogenase family protein. The transcript has 8 exons. Gene Ontology annotation, molecular function: aldehyde dehydrogenase (NAD+) activity. The record is from RefSeq and is a predicted model, not a curated record. NCBI's taxonomy places the organism in Eukaryota, Fungi, Ascomycota, Eurotiomycetes, Eurotiales, Aspergillaceae. Bases 1 to 1479 code for a protein of 492 amino acids.